This is a messenger RNA of Botrytis porri, 1203 nucleotides long. RefSeq lists its product as uncharacterized. The record is from RefSeq and is a predicted model, not a curated record. The coding region runs from base 1 to 1203 and encodes 400 amino acids. NCBI's taxonomy places the organism in Eukaryota, Fungi, Ascomycota, Leotiomycetes, Helotiales, Sclerotiniaceae. The transcript has a single exon.
AUGAUUGAUUUGAAUGAUUUAGUUGAUGAAAGAGCCUUUGGUAACGAUGUCCAAUCUUUACAAGCAGCAAAUGAAUACCUCGAACGUUUACUCUUCGCUACAGCCAGGAAGCAUAAUCAAGUAUGGGAAGAACUAGAAUCAAUGAAGGAAGCCUCUGGCAUUUACGACAAAUCAUUACCAUUUCUCUCAUUUCCCCGGGAAGUCCGCGAUCAAAUAUAUAAAUACGCUCUCCAAGCAACUCGCGAAGCAUUCGUUGGAGUUCGACAUAUUAGAAUGCUAUCCUGCGACACAUUCCCAGAUUCAACACAUUACCCAUUCAAACCUCCUACACCUGGUUUGCUUCUAGUCAACAAACAAAUAUACGAAGAAGCAGUACAAGUCUUAUACUCCUGCAACAAUUUCUCCUUCCACAGACCGAGGGAACUUUUCGAUUUCCAAAACCAAGUCGGAGUGUACAAUUGUAGGCUGGUACGACAAAUGAAGAUAUCCGUUGUGUUCGAAGACGAAUCUACGCAUCUACCUUCGGAAUAUGUCGCACCAUGUGACUACGAAAAUAUACCUUCACACUGGGCAAAAGCGUUAUUGGAAUCGAGACUCAUGAGCAAUAUUGUCGGGAUGCAAAUUGACGCCAACAGCGGAUCACAUGAGAUACGUUUGAUGACAAUGCCUCCCUCGUUAUACCGCGCAAUCAUCGCCACAUUUUCGCGGAAUCGAAGCUCGAAGACGGAACCGGAAUUGAUUUUGAAAGGAUUCCAGACGCAGGAAGUGGAUAAAUUUCCUAAACACUGGAAAAAGUCGACGGAACAAUGGUUGAAUGUAGAAUGGGCCUCUAAUGAGCAAGAGCAAGAGUUGGAUGAAUCAGAACCUUUUUGGAAUUCUUCAGAGGCCGAUCAUGCCGAUACGCUUAGUUCAUGGGACGAGAGAGAAGCAUCUGAUAAUGAGGACGGGGGAUCGUUUGAUGAAGAUUCAUCCUAUCUCGGAGGGGGCUCGAGCACUGGAAAAGGAAACGUACCGACUUUAUUCAACGAACUCGGUGAAUUGAUGGGAUCGGAUUACACGGAUUCAGAUACGGAUUCGGACGUCGGCUCGGAAGAUUCGUUUUAUACGGCGGCACCGUGGAAUGAUGUUAAGGAGGUGUUAUUGCAGUUUCGAAGUUUUCAGGAAGCGGGCCAAAGACAGCAAGGAGGUCUUUUGAGCAUUUGA